Molecule: messenger RNA, 2854 nt
Organism: Cavia porcellus (domestic guinea pig)
Lineage: Eukaryota; Metazoa; Chordata; Mammalia; Rodentia; Caviidae
Gene: Dmrta2
Product: DMRT like family A2
Exons: 3
Coding region: 173-1780 (535 amino acids)
Biological process (GO): sex differentiation; regulation of transcription by RNA polymerase II
Cellular component (GO): nucleus
Molecular function (GO): RNA polymerase II cis-regulatory region sequence-specific DNA binding; protein binding; DNA-binding transcription factor activity, RNA polymerase II-specific
Source: RefSeq, a predicted model, not a curated record
ACGUUCCGAGGGAGUCCGGAAGUUCGGACAUGGUGACCGAAGGAGGGUGAAGUGUUCAGAUAAGGGCCAGGGGCGAGGGGAAGAGGUCAAGAGUGCCAGCGUCAGGAGCAGAGCUGGGAGGCGCGAGCCACGCCAGCGGAGGAGGAUCCCGGAGCCCAAGGCAGGUCCUGUCAUGGAGCUGCGCUCGGAGCUGCCCAGCGUGCCAGGCGCGGCGACGGCUGCAGCGACAGCGACAGGGCCGCCCGUGGCAUCUGUGGCGUCGGUGGCGGCGGCGGCGGCUGCAGCCGCCUCACUCCCCGUGAGCGUGGCAGGGGGCUUGCUGCGGGCGCCCCCGCUGCUGCUGCGGGCGGCAGAGAAAUACCCUCGGACCCCGAAGUGCGCGCGCUGCCGCAACCACGGCGUGGUGUCGGCGCUCAAGGGCCACAAGCGCUACUGUCGCUGGAAGGACUGUCUGUGCGCCAAGUGCACGCUCAUCGCCGAGCGCCAGCGCGUCAUGGCGGCGCAGGUGGCGCUGCGCAGGCAGCAGGCUCAGGAGGAGAAUGAGGCGCGCGAGCUGCAGCUGCUCUACGGCACCGCCGAGGGCCUGGCCCUGGCCGCCGCCAACGGCAUCAUCCCCCCUCGGCCCGCCUACGAGGUGUUUGGCUCCGUGUGCGCCGCCGACGGCGGGGGCCCGGGAGCUGGGGCGCCGGCGGGAGCUGGAGGUGGCGCAGCGGGCGCAGCGGGCGCAGAGGCCAAGUUGCAGAAGUUUGACCUGUUCCCCAAGACACUGCUGCAGGCAGGCCGGCCGGGCAGCCCGCAGCCUCCGCAGGGGAAGCCCUUAUCGCCAGAGGGCGCGGACUCAGGGCCCGGGACGUCGUCCCCGGAGGUGCGACCCGGAUCGGGCUCGGAGAACGGAGACGGCGAGUCCUUUUCGGGGUCCCCGCUGGCCCGAGCUUCCAAGGAGGCGGGCGGCAGCUGCACGGGCAGCUCCGGCCCUGGAGGAGGCGGCGAGGAGGACAGCCCGGGCUCCGCCAGUCCUCUGGGCUCUGAAUCCGGUUCCGAGGGUGACAAAGAGGAGGCCGACGCCGCGCCGGCGCCGGGGCUGGGCGGAGGGCCGGGCGCACGCCAGCGGACGCCGCUGGACAUCCUGACGCGCGUCUUCCCGGGACACCGGCGCGGCGUCCUGGAGCUGGUGUUGCAGGGCUGCGGCGGCGACGUGGUGCAGGCCAUCGAGCAGGUGCUGAACCACCACCGCGGGGGCCUGGCGGCCGGCCUGUGCCCCGCGGCGCCCUUGGAUAAGGCCGCGGUGGGCGCGGCAGCAGCUGCGGACGACGCGUGGCCGGGUCGCGCGGACGCCGCGGCUGCGGGGGGCCCCGGGCUGCCCGCGCCCCUGCAGGCCGGGCCCGCCGCGCCCCCGCACCACAGACCCUUGCUGGCCGGCGCCAUGGCCCCCGGCGCGCUGGGCUCGCUGAGCAGCCGCUCGGCCUUCUCGCCCCUGCAGCCCAACGCCAGUCACUUCGGGGCCGAGGCGGGCGCCUACCCGCUCGGCGCGCCCCUCGGCCUCAGCCCCUUGCGCCUGGCCUACUCGGCGGCGGCGGCGCACAGCCGCGGCCUGGCCUUCAUGGCGCCCUACUCCACCGCCGGCCUGGUGCCCACGCUCGGCUUCCGGCCGCCCGUGGACUACGCCUUCAGCGACCUCAUGCGCGACCGCUCCGCCGCCGCGGCGGCUGUGCACAAGGAGCCCGCGUACGGCGGCGGGCUCUACGGGCCCAUGGUCAACGGCGCCCCCGAGAAGCAGUAGGCGAAGGGCCCGCAGCCUGUGGCCCGCAACGCCUGCCCUGGCCCGGUCCGCGGGCCGCGGCCCUGUGCCUUGGCACGCUCUCCACCCCGCCUGGGGGCCCCCUGCCCCCCGAAGCCUUGCUGGUCCGUCGGGGCGGAGUGGAGAGGGCCGGCGAGGGGAGCAGCUGCAGGCACAGGUGCGCGCGCAGGGCAGCGUGCUCCGGGUCCUGCCCCUCCCGGACACCACCUGCAGGCUGCACAGCCGCGUUUGCAGAGGACCGAGGAUCCCUGAGAGUCGGGCGGCCGCCGCGCUCCCGCGGCUCCUGCAGGUGUGCUCGUCUCGCUGGCUGAGUUCUCAACUCCGAGAUCCUAUUCUAUGUUUCCCUAGGCCCUCUCUUUUACAUUUUUAAAAAAAUAUUCUAACAAAUAUAAAUUUAGGAUGUAUACAUCUCUUGGCACUGAGUUGAGUCUUUGGGACACACAUAUAUAUCCAUAUCAAUUGUAAAAAAAAAAAAAAGGAAACAAGUUCUAAGGUGCACUUUCCUUGUCGCGGUGUUGUCGCUCUCUUUGUUGCUUAUGCCGAUAAGCAUGGGUUUCCUUGGUGCAGUGUGAGUUUUUAUAUAUGUAUAAAUCUAUAUAUAAUCUAUACAUAUAUAUAUAUACAAGCCAGUGUAUAAUGUUAUAAAAUGGAAUUCUAAGUUAUUAAUUGUAAUCUGUAGGUGACCUCGGUAUUAACGUGAAAAACAUUCAAAAACGAGCAUAAAAAGGACAAAAUGGAAAAAUUAGACUACGCGCACAUUGUCCUUAUCAGGUUUCAUAAUUACAUAUACUGCAGUCUCGGGACGAAUCCUGCCCACCCGCCCUCUGCCUGCCGCCAGUCUCUCCCUCAGGAGCCGCCUUGGUUCGCCCAGAAGCAGGCACCGAGUGGCCACGGCCGUGCCAGAAGCAUCACGCAGGCGCCCUGGUCCCCCGCGGCUUGCCGAGCGCGCUGGCCGGAGGUCUGCAGUGAGAAACGCUGCUGCACAGAAGCGCUCACUUUGUGCUUUCCUUUGCAUAGUAAUGAACUAGAAAUAAAUGUUAUUUUCUAAGAAAACAA